Molecule: messenger RNA, 627 nt
Organism: Melampsora larici-populina 98AG31
Lineage: Eukaryota; Fungi; Basidiomycota; Pucciniomycetes; Pucciniales; Melampsoraceae
Exons: 3
Coding region: 1-627 (208 amino acids)
Source: RefSeq, a predicted model, not a curated record
AUGACCACUGUGACUUCACCAGAUGUCAUUGCUCAAGACAGCAUCCUCACAUCAAAGAAUGCCAAAGACAACCGUGUUAAGCUGGGUUCUGGAAUCAUGAAUAUCAGCAACAUACAGAUCCUCUAUAUCCACGGUAUCCUGGCAAGAAAACACACCAACUCUGUAUCAUGGAUGCUCCUUGCUCAUAAUCACUAUGUGCACUUCCGCAAGGCAGAAGAGUUUGCUAGAGAAACCGCCGAAGCUGGGUGGCUUGCAAGCCAGACUGAAAAGGAGACUGCCCAGAGGCGUAGACAGUGUGUUGAACCCAGUCGCAAGAAAAGAAUUUCAAUUAAUCAAGUUGCAUUCCUUCCCGAUGCCAGAGAAUCUUUCUCAGUUCAUUUAGAUAAGAAAAAACCUGAGGCUCAAUUUGCUGCUAAAUGUUACAACAUAAUCAAGGAACCUUAUGGACUAUCUGAGGAUGAAGGAGACAUUGCGGAUGAUGAGCGCAAUUUUCCACAAGAUCGGGCAUUUGAUCUUGGGAAAGCAAUGGAUGUGGAUUUGGAUUCUGUUCAAAACAAAGAGACUGACGGGAUGUCUGACUUCUACUCUGAUGGUGAAUUUGGCGCCUUAGAUGACUUGACAGAAUGA